Funneliformis mosseae is the source of this 453-nucleotide messenger RNA. The record is from the annotation of a GenBank genome assembly. Lineage: Eukaryota; Fungi; Glomeromycota; Glomeromycetes; Glomerales; Glomeraceae.
AUGGCUGAAUGGACUGAUCCAGAAAUUCGUACUCUUAUUGACGAACGUAGAACUAGAAACGAUGAGUUUCAUAACCUUAGGAGAAAUCGGGAAAGAUUUUGGGGUAGUAUUGCGAGUAAGAUCAAUCAAGAGAAUGGGUCAUUAUUCAACGGUCACCAAUGUAAAGAAAAAUUCUCGAAUCUUGUCCGGAAUUAUAAUGCUAUGUGUAAUUUUAUAUCUGAUAAAAGUAAAACCAGAAGUCAAACAGGUGCACGAUAUUUUGAUGAAUUUCGUACACAUUUUUGGGAGAGACCUGAGGAUGAAUUCGAUAGAGUCUGCGGUAUUAAUACUUUUAACCGAAGACGAAGUAGAGGGAGCGGAAAUAUUACGCUCACACCAUCUACCAGAGAAGUUGAACACAAAUUGAGAUCCUCUGAGAGACGGUUAAGUCGAAGUCAAUCACCUAUUAGUUGA